This is a messenger RNA of Trichoderma atroviride IMI 206040, 951 nucleotides long. RefSeq lists its product as uncharacterized. NCBI's taxonomy places the organism in Eukaryota, Fungi, Ascomycota, Sordariomycetes, Hypocreales, Hypocreaceae. The record is from RefSeq and is a predicted model, not a curated record.
CUCCACCCUGGACGCUGGCCAGCUUCUGUUCUUGAACUUGUUUCGUUUCCGCUGCCUCUCCGCCGAGCCCGCGCUGUCUACUUUAAUUUGUUCUUAAUCCCCUUCGUCUCCCUCUCGUUUUGUGUUGGGACCUCGUCACCCUAGAUCUCGCCUUGGUUACACCUUGACUUGGCUUUAAGCUUUUCUGGUCCCUCUCCUCUCCAAGGUUGCCACACAAAGCCAUACUCCAACUCUUCUUACUCGUACAUACACACGCAUAUCUGCGGCGCAUCUAGGCUCUGUUCCACUUUUUUUCUCUCUUCCCACACCAAGGGCAAUUUCCCUCCUCUGCAAUCCCCAAUUCCCCUUCUUCUCUCUCUCACGAUCCAUUGACAACUAUCGGAAACCAUGGGUGGCUUCUACAUGCAGUACCUGGAGAGCCUCUGCCGGCGCCGAGGAUGGACAGACCCCUCGUACGAGUGUUACCGUGAUCCCAGUGGCUUUACUUGCCUUGUCCUAGUUAAUGGACGCGAGUACCAGACCGACCUGGCAUACGAGUCUGAUCUGCUGGCCCAGGAAAACGCCGCCAUGCGCGCGUUCAUGGUUUGCCGCAACUUUUCCGUCAACGGCGGCAUGCUUGCCCGCAACGGAAUUGUCCAAGGACUCCCGGCCGCGGCUGAUACCCGCCGCAAGAGCCGCCCGACAUCCUCAAGGGACAGCAACGAACGCCACGGUCGUCGCUCUGGCACUCACUCGAGCAGCAGUUCUACUGCCUCCUUUGAAUAGCCGCUCGAUACCUGGAUCGGAUUCGGAGUUUGACGGCGCUGUUUACACACAAAAUUUUCGAACGCUCCCUCCCCCCCCUUGGUUUUGGCUUGGACCUUCACAGGCAGCCAUGGCGCAUAUAUACACGUGGUCGAAAGGCUUCACAGCCAUCCCUUAGGGGAUAUAACCAUCACCGCGCCAGCCUUG